This is a messenger RNA of Centruroides sculpturatus (bark scorpion), 879 nucleotides long. RefSeq names its product juvenile hormone acid O-methyltransferase-like. The record is from RefSeq and is a predicted model, not a curated record. NCBI's taxonomy places the organism in Eukaryota, Metazoa, Arthropoda, Arachnida, Scorpiones, Buthidae. The transcript has 6 exons. The coding region runs from base 1 to 879 and encodes 292 amino acids.
AUGCCUCCCAUGAACCGAAAUCGUUCUUCUCCUUGUAACAAGAGAAAUAAAAGAAUAUCGAUGUUACAGGAACGUCCCUAUACCGGUAUCGGUAUUGGUAUCGUAAUUAAAGUAUCGAUAACAGCCAAGUAUUGUCAGCUAGAAUUAAAACCUGGUGGAGAAUCGAUGGAAAAAUACACGACUGCAGAAUCGGCAAAUAUGGAAGGAACAGCAGAAGAUUAUGAAAGAUUAAGCACCACUUUAAUCCUUCGCUACGUAGAAUCAGCUUUGGAUUUACACUUUCCAGACAUGAAAUGGUCUGAUGAGGAUAUCAUUUUGGAUAUUGGAUGCGGUACAGGAAGAACCACCAAAAAUAUUCUUCUACCAAAAUGUCCAAAAUUUAAAAAAAUCGUUGCUAUCGACAUAAUGCCUGAAUACAUCGAAUAUGCCAGAAAAAAAUAUUUCGACAAAAGAAUUGAAUACGAGACACGGGAUAUCCUCCAAAGACCAAAUGUUAAAGAAGUGAAAAGAUAUGACAAAAUCGUAUCCUUCUACGUAUUUCACCGGAUAUCCGAUUUCAAAAAACUCUUUUCUGUUAUAUCUUCGAUUUUAAAGCGCGGAGGAUAUUUUUCGUUCACUUUCUUCAUUAGAAAUCCAUUAUUUUCCAUUUUGCGAGAAAUAAGUAAUAUCGAUGAAUGGACGAAGAUCAUAAAGAGACGACAUAUACUUGAUGAACUUCCACCUUUUCUUAAGUGGAAGGAUGUAGAAACAGAAUUUAGUAAUUUCCUUUCAAAAUUUGGUCUGCGAGUGACAAGUACUAAUUGUGAAGUCUUCGACGUGUUAUAUGCCAACAAAAAAGCAUAUUUGGGCAAAUAUGGAAGGAACAGCAGAAGAUUAUGA